This is a messenger RNA of Homalodisca vitripennis (glassy-winged sharpshooter), 4688 nucleotides long. RefSeq names its product equilibrative nucleoside transporter 1 (gene Ent1). Gene Ontology annotation, molecular function: nucleoside transmembrane transporter activity. Bases 449 to 1846 code for a protein of 465 amino acids. The record is from RefSeq and is a predicted model, not a curated record. Gene Ontology annotation, biological process: nucleoside transmembrane transport. The transcript has 11 exons. Gene Ontology annotation, cellular component: plasma membrane. NCBI's taxonomy places the organism in Eukaryota, Metazoa, Arthropoda, Insecta, Hemiptera, Cicadellidae.
UACGCUGUUGACGAACAGAUGGAUUAAUUCUCUGAAUGUCUUGUUUGUCUCUGAAUCUCGUCUUCUUUUGUUAGCAGACAGCAGUGUAGUUCAAUUUUACGAAUCGACUAGCUCCUGUUGUCAAACAAAGUACUGUAAACACAAAGAAUGAGUUUGUGGUUCAUGUCAUGUCUGAAUUUAUGUUCCGUGAAAGUAAAAUAAUGAAGCUUUGAGUAACUCGAGGAAGCAUUUGAUGAUUCAAGAGUCUUAUUCAUUCAUUAAUAUGCAUUGUAUUCUUUAUUAAGAGAGUAUGGAGAUGCCUUUUUAGUUACGUAACAAAUACACAAGUAAAGAUAGGUGUAGAGAGAAAAACCAGUCAAUCUUGUUGUUAGUCACACAUUUUUCUUUACAAGGUCAUACUCCCAACGGUUGUAUUAUAAACUUGGUUGACAUUUAUUCAGGAAGCACAAUGGACACUGCAACAAAUACUAGGCCUUUACUUCAACAAAGUGAAACGGACAGUGAUUUUGAAGAUGAUUUACAAGUUGACAGGUCUCUUGAAAAUUUAGACAGUGAAGUGGUUGUAGUUACAAAGGAUACAAAGCCUUUAUUCAAAUCAAGGGAACCAAAUGACAGAUUCAAUGCAGUCUACAUAACAUUUUAUCUACUUGGGACUACAGUUUUAUUGCCAUGGUUUUUCUUUAUUACAGCAGAAGAGUACUGGAUGUACAAAUUCCGCAAAUUACCAGGAAAUCUUACAUCAAUCAUAGGAACAGAAGAAAAAACCGACCUCCAAGCAUCCUUCAACUCCUAUAUCAGCAUAGCUUCUACAGUGCCGAGCACAAUAUUUCUCAUCAUUUACCCGAUGUGCAGUCACAAAAUUCCAUUGAAUGUACGGAUGGUUGGGUCAUUCGCCUCUUUGUUGGUUUUCUUCAUCGUGACCACAGUUUUUGUGGAAAUCAACACUGACCAAUGGCAAGACACGUUUUUCUUGCUGACCAUUGUUAUUGUGGUUCUUCUUAAUAUUGCCAGUGCCAUCCUACAAAGUGCACUGUUCGGCAUCGUGGGACGGUUCCCCGCACGCUACAUCACUGCCACUGUGAGUGGACAGGCACUGGGUGGCGUGUUGGCAGCACUGGCUGAGAUCGUGUCGCUCUGGGUGGGCGCUUCGCCCGUCAGAAGUGCUCUAGUCUACUUCGUCAUGGCUGACACGUUCAUCCUUAUCGCUAUGUUUGGCUACCUGCUCGUCUCUAAGACAGUAUUCUUCAAGUAUUAUCUUAUGGACUCUGUGGACUAUGGUCCUGUCAAUGAACCUCCAAUUGUUAGACAACUCAACUAUGGGGCUAUACUCAAAAAGAUCUGGGUGCAAGGCAUGUCGGUGUGGUUCUGUUUCGUGGUGACUCUCUCGCUCUACCCGGCCAUCACUGCUCUAGUCACCCCCGAGUUUGAGGACUGCAACUCUGAUUGGAAUCAGAUCUAUUUUGUGCCUGUAGUGGCGUACCUGUUGCUGAGCGUCAUGGACUAUUUGGGCAGAAUCUUUUCUGGGCUCUUGGAAUGGCCAAAACAAGGGUGGUUGGUGAGCUUGCUCAGUUUCUUGCGGAUCAUUUUCUUCCCUCUGCUCUUGCUGUGUAACGCACAGCCCAGGCAUCACCUCCCUGUCCUCAUACACGCAGACUACUGGUUCAUCUUGAUCGUGGUUGUCUUUGGAUUCACAAACGGCUACAUGGUCAACACCACCAUGAUCAGUGCACCAAAACUUGUGGAGGCAUAUGAGCAGGAGACUGCAUCGUCGAUGAUGGCUGCAUUCCUGGGAGUGGGCCUGGCCUGUGGCUCAUUCCUCAGCCUGUUUCUUGUCAAGCUACUCUAAGAAGAUGUGUCAUUGUCACGUAUCAUGUCAGAUGAUCUCUACUCUACUCAAUUCAUCUUCAAUGUUAUUGAAAUGCUUGUGAUAUUUUAUUACUGUAGGACUAUUCUAAUUUUUAUGUUGACUUAAUUUUUGGAAUAAUUUUGUCAUUUAUUUUUAAGGUAAAAUAAUAUUUAACAGUUAAAUAUUUCACCCUGUCUAUACAGAAGUACAAUUUUUUAAGUUAUUAACUAGGUAAAUAAUAUUUAAGUCGUAUUUACUUGAUAUAGUUUAGAAUUUUUUUGCCAUUUAUUGAGUUUGAUGGAAAAGUGCUGAUUUUACUAUAAAGAAAGAUCUGAAAAUCACUGUAGAUUUGUGAUUGUAGUUUAAUUUGGUUGCAGAAAUGUUUUAAUAUUGAACAUAGGACAGUCAUACUUCAUUAUAAUUUGUACCAGAAUUGUUUAGGUUUUAUAAUCUAAUAUUUAAUACUUAUCUGUUCAGAAAGGUAAUUUUUAUGUUGCAUUAUUUUGUUUUAAAAGAAACAAAAGGUUCUAUUAUUUUAAAAGAGUGAAUUAUCAGUCAGUCUAACCUGCACAAUAAUAUUCUGAUGAUAUUCGAUGUUGGGUUGCAAUAUCCCAGAUGAUCACCAGAUCUUCCCACCAUGAUGUGGGUACAGUCACAUACUCUUUGUGUGAUUUACUGUAUGUUUUCUGAACGUAAUCCAAUGUACGUAUAUUUGUUUGCAAUAUAUGUUGAGAUGUAUCAGUAAUUUAUCAUACAAUAAUAAAUAUUAAUCAGUGUCGGGCACAGGUGACCAUAAAACUAUUUUGGUGUAGGGUGCUCUAAGUGUUCAAUGUUUAUUGUUGUAAUUUCCUAAGACAAAUAUUUAUUACUCACUAUCAAUAAUUUAAAUAACAACUUAGUUACUUUUAUAUUAUUUUAUAACGUUUAUGCAUGUGUAUUUUAUAUUUUUAUUAGGUCUAUAUAAUUGAAUAAUAUCCGUCAAGAUGAAUGUAAACAAUUAUUAUUUUAUAGUUGUAAUAAUAAUUGUUGCUGUUUUCAUGUUGUCAUCAAAUAUGUACCACUCACUGUAUAUGUUAUAUUCCAUUACAAGCGGUUUUGGGUACAAAGUUUUUAUUACGUCACUUCAAUUUUCAAUCAAUUUUAAUUUCAAGUAUAAAUGGUUACCAUUUUCUGAAUGACAAGGAUUUUUUUUCAAUUCAAUUUUACGUAAGAUUUAUCCUUAAUUUUAUAUUUUUUCUUAAUUCUUUCUGAUAAUAUUCUCUACACAAUGGAACCAGCUUAAGUUUUCCGCAUACAAUAUUUUCCUGCCUAUAAUGUCCAUUUGUUGUUUCACUGGAUAAAAUCAGGCAAUGUUAGUGCAAAAAAAGACUGUAAUGUUUUCCCGCAAAUCACUGGUUUUAGCUCUGCAUGUUAUGUGUUAUAUAUGUUUUACGUAGAAGGUUACAUGGCAGCAUGCCGCCCACCCCCGAGGGUGCCAUGACCACCGCCGGGGUUACAUCAGGGGAGCAGGAUGGGAAACUAAUCUGGAAAAACUCUCUGUCGCAUAUAAAGAUUCCCGCUUAUAGCGGUGAUGCAGGCUGUCAAAGUGGGAAAACGUAAUAUGUGGGUUUCACUGUACUAAUCUUCAUUGAACAAAUUGCCUGUGUAUUAGGCUUUCCAUUUCCAGUGUUGUUUCUUGUGUAGCUAACACACUCCUUUCAAUUUAUCAUUCAUUUCACCAUUUUAUCAUAGAUAAUCCAUUAUUUUGUAAAUGUUUUUAACAAUUGAUGUAUUUUCUGUCCAAAGUGGCAUUUAAUUAUUAUUUCCAUGUCGUGUUCAUUUAAUUCCUGCCAUUUUCAUUAUAUUAUGAUUGUGUUCAUUUUUUUAUUUUAUGUACGGUAUGUUUAAUUUUUUUAUCAGUGUAAUAUUGUUUUCUGCUAUAUUAUUUGGAUACUACAAUUUUAAUUUAUGUAAAAUGAUUACAAACGGUGAAAAUUUUACUUGUAUUGUAUUAAUAUACUGUAUCAAUGUGCAAAGAUGUUUUGUAAUUAAUUUAUUUUUAUUCUUUACAAUAAUUAAACAUUUUUUUAUAUAUAUUUUGGAAUAGAUUAGAACGUUUACGUACUAUUAAGAAGUACUAAAAUUAUAAAGAUUACAAAACAGAUUUUAACAGGAAAAAUUAUUUAUGAACAGAAAAAUCUUUAAAAAUAAAUGUUUAAAAAGUGAAACAUUUUGCUCUUUAAUCUUUUUCUUGUUGGAAAUCAUUUAUUUCUUGAGUUGUACAUUUUUAAACUUAUGGUAUACAAAUGUUCACUUAGUCUAAUUUCUAUAUUGUUAAUCAAACUCUUCAUUUUGAUUGAAUAGACUGUGCAUCAAAUAUUGUGUUAUACAAUUUUUUCAUAUAAUAUUCAUCUGAGUUGUGUACUUAUUAGUUGAAAAUAUGGUUAGUUUUUUAAUGUUGGUGUUCAUUUUUUAUUUGAUCAUAUAUCUUACUAGUACAAAUGUUAUUUUUGCUUAAUACACUAGAGAUCUGAUUAUCCAAACAUGAGGGGAACAAAUCUCUUUUGGAGACUUAAAUUUCAAAAUCCAGAAACCUACUGCCUCGUGUUAAUGUGUGCUAGUGAUAACAAACCACUUUCACAUUUCAUGUGCAUUUCCUUCAUUCAAAUAAAUUUUACAAAACUGUUUUGCCGAAAGCCGAUACAAUGUGUAUACAGUAAAAUCCUUCCUGACCCAGCUGGGAUCACUUCUGGCUGGUUUAUACAUACCAGUUGAACCUACCACUGGGCACAGCAAAAACCGAUGUGCCACUUUAAUCUGGGCAACCUUAUGGAUGUCCAGUAGCGGCACAUCACUAACCGCA